Rubroshorea leprosula is the source of this 5454-nucleotide messenger RNA. NCBI's taxonomy places the organism in Eukaryota, Viridiplantae, Streptophyta, Magnoliopsida, Malvales, Dipterocarpaceae. The record is from the annotation of a GenBank genome assembly.
AACCCAAAAAGAUUGGUCCCAGUAAAGGACAGUCGUCAUCAAAUUCUCACGAGAACAGGUUGAUGAACUUGCAAGAUAAAGGUGUAGCAAGAUUUGAUUAACAAAACACGAAUAUUUAGAUUGGAACUGAUGGCGUGGGGUGCAGUGACUCAGGAUGGCGGCAGAUCCAGAUGGCGGCAAGGACACAACUGGAGGACUGGAGAUUCUAGGAGUAGGUCACAGGGACAGGUAGAAUCCUUCUUUUUUUACAACUUCCCAGAGGAUUGGGAUGCAAAGGCUUUGUGGUACCAGUUUCAGAAUUAUGGAAAGGUUGUUGAUGUGUUUAUCCCAAGUAAGAGAGAUAGAAGGGGGAAACGGUUUGGGUUCGUCCGAAUGCUAGGAGAGCAAGAUGUUAAGCAACUUGAAGAGAGACUAAAUAGGAUUUGGAUAGGAUCCUAUAAGCUGAGGGCAAGAGUGGCAUCUGUCAGGAGGCAGAGAGGGAGAAACGAUCAGAGGAACGCUGGGAAGAAUGCUAGGACUGACAGGGUACAGAGAGGGUUUGAGCUUCGAAGAAAUGCUAGAUUGAAAGUGGGUAUCAGGGAGCAGCGUUUUGUACAACCAGGAUUGUCAUAUGUCCAGGCUGUUAUGGGAUCUUCAAGGAAAGAUAGUGCUCUGGUUCUGAAUAAACAAGCAGAUAGGAAGGUGAAAUCUGCAGCUUUGGAUAGGGUAUCUAUUAAUCAAAGGAAGUAUGGGAAUCUUGAAGGGAAAAGCCCCGGUGAUAAGGAGGGAGUAGCGACCACGGGAUACAAUAGGGAGGAAAUUAUAGAAUUUUAUCCACUGAAAGAGGAGAGUCAAUGGUUGCAGGGGAGCAUGAUUGUAGUGGUUAAGUCCAUGUCAAUGAUCUCUAGUAUUCAAGAGAGAUUGGAUGUGGAUGGGGGGAUGAUUAAUAUAUCACCAUUGGGAGGGAGAAGUUUGUUAUUAACGGAGAAAUUGACGGGUUACCUGACUGAGUAUGUGCAACAACACAGAGAUUUAUUCGAACUCUGGUGUGAGAAAACUCAUUCUUGGGAUGAGGCACCUCAAAAUUGUAGUAGAAUGGUUUGGGUGAGUAUAUCUGGAGUUCCAUUAAAAGCCUGGAGUGAUCGGUGUUUUGAGAAAAUAGCAGCUUCGUUAGGGGAAGUUGUACUGGUGCAUGAAGACACAAAAUCCAAGUCGAUUUUGUGUGAUGGAAGAGUGCUGAUUCUAUGUGCUGAAAGGAACAAAAUUGUAAAGAAAUUGAAGCUAAAAGUGGAGGAGACUUUGUAUCCGAUUACAGUGACAGAGGAAGAGUGGAGGGCCGACCCGGACUGGUGGCUGUCGGAGGAUGAUCAGAGGGAUGAGAUAGAAACGAAUUUCGAUUACUCCUCGUCGGAACAGGGUGAAGAGGAUCACGAAUUCAAUUAUUCCGUGAUUCGCGGUGAUGAUGAAGAUGACGUAGAUGACAUAGAUGAGAUUGAUGGGGAACGGCUACAGGCAGAGGGAAAUUCAAAUUCAAAAAAAACUGUAAUAAUAGAGGGCAUGGGGUCUGCGAGAGAGGAGAACAAGGGGUUGAAUGGGCUCUAUAAUCAAAAGGGCCAAAAAAGGGACGCAAGAGAUGGGCCAGAAGAAGAGAUUGGGCUGAAUGAGAAACACGCAGGCGGUGAAGUGAGGGCGCAAGGGAGCUCAGAGAUACAUAUGCAGAGACAUCACCGAAACCGGGAAGAACACCAGAAAGUCCAGAACCAGGCGGAGGUGCAGGAUCAACGGGCUAGGAGUUUUUCAUUGUCUGACGGGUGCAUAGCUCACAGGAAUAAGGUGAUACGCAAGGAGAUGAACAUUCAGGAGGUAAGAAGGAUUUUUAAUCUAGGCAAACGCUUGGGUAUAGAAGUGGGUGAAAAUGAUGAGGAAGUUCAGUCAAAAUUAAUGGAGUUGGAGAGGAAGGAAGUGGGUAAAAUGGUCAAAGCUGAGCGACCGGAUGUAGUAUUUUUGCAGGAGACAAAAUUAGAGAUGGUGCAGGGGAAUCUAUGUAAAAUGCUGUGGUAUUCGGAUGAAUUUGAUUGGGUGAUGAAGGAAUCGGUAGGAGCUUCUGGAGGAUUGCAAUGUGUUUGGAACAGGAGGGAAUUUGUGAAACAAAGGGAGUUUUCAGGGGAUGGGUUUGUGGGCAUUUCAGGGGAAUGGGGAUCACAGAAGUUAAAAUGUAAUUUGGUGAAUAUCUAUGCACCAAAUGACAGACAAAAGAAACUCAAGUUGUGGGAAGAUCUUCGGCUUAUGAUAGUGGAGGAGGAAGGCCGAUGGCUGAUUGCUGGAGAUUUUAACGCUGUUAGGAGUGCAAAUGAAAAGAAGGGUAAGACAGGGGAGACGAUGGAAAUGAGGGAGUUUGAUGAAUUUAUUGUGUCAGCUGGUUUGGUGGAUCUAAAGUUGGCCAAUAGACGUUUCACGUGGUAUAGGCCGGAUGGAACGUCUAUGAGUCGGUUAGACAGGGUUUUGAUGUCGGAUGAGAUGUACAAUUUGGAAAAGGAAUGGGUGCAGCAAGGAUUGAAGAGGACUGUGUCAGAUCAUUGUCCGAUUAUGGUUAAAACAACAGCAGCAGAUUGGGGACCGAAGCCUUUUCGAGUGUUUGAUGCAUGGCAACAGCACCCACAAUAUAGGAAGGUGGUGGAGGACAAAUGGAAGGAAUUAAAUGUUGAAGGGUAUGCUGGAUACAGAUGCUUGCAGAAGCUAAAGAGAUUAAAAGAAUUUCUAAAAGGAUGGAAUAAGGAGGUGUUUGGGAACAUGGAAACACAAUUCAACAAUGUUGCAGAAAAAGUUGAAAGGAUUGAUUUGAAAAAUGAAGUGGUGGAACUGGAGGGAAGCGAGGUGAAACAAAGGAAAGAAGGUUUUCAGCAGAUAUGGGACAUGUUGAGGAUGAGAGAGGCUAUAUGGAAGCAAAAAUCCAGAAGUGUCUGGGUUAAAUUAGGGGACCAGAAUACUAGGUAUUUCCACAAGGUUGCAAACGGGAGAAAGGCACAGAAUAGUAUCCAGGGAAUAAUGAGCGAUGGUCACUGGGUAGAGGAACCAGUUAUGGUUAAGAAAGAGGUUAUGUCUUAUUUCCGCAAGGCGUUUCAAGAAGAAUCUUGGGAUCGGCCCAAGCCCUCAAAGAUCGAAUUCAAGAGAAUUUCUGAAGAGCAGUCGAAAUGGCUUGAGAGACCUUUUACUGUUGAGGAGAUUGAAGAAGGAUUGAAAAGCUGUGAUGGAAGUAAAGCCCCGGGGCCUGACGGGUAUAAUUUGAACUUCCUUAAAUUCUUCUGGAAUAGUAUUAAGGAUGAUUUUGUUGAAUUUUUUUGUGAAUUUCAUCAAAGAUGCAAGCUAGUGAAAGGGCUGAAUUCUUCCUUCCUAACAUUAAUCCCUAAAAAGCUGAACCCUAGGGAAUUGAAAGACUUUAGGCCUAUUAGUUUGAUAGGGUGUGUGUACAAAUUAUUGUCAAAGGUGUUAGCUAAUAGGCUUAAAAAUGUAAUGUCAGAGAUUAUCAGUGAAACACAAUCUGCGUUUGUUGGGGGAAGACAAUUAGUUGACAGUGUUCUGGUUUUAAACGAAGUGGUGGAUGAGGUUCGGAAUAGGAAGACACCAGCUUUUGUUUUUAAGGCAGAUUUUCAAAAAGCGUAUGAUUGUGUCAACUGGUCAUAUCUGGAUUGGAUGAUGGAUAGAUUUGGUUUUGGAGCCAAAUGGAGGGGGUGGAUCAAGGAGUGUCUCUCGACUGCACGGUGUUCGGUGCUGGUAAAUGGUAGCCCAACGGAGGAGUUUGACCUGGAGAAAGGGUUGAGGCAAGGGGAUCCUUUGUCUCCAUUUCUAUUUCUGAUGAUUAUGGAGGGGUUAAAUGGAUUGGUUAAAAAAGCAGAGACUGAAGGAUUGUUACAGGGAAUAGAGAUUGGUAAAAGGGGGCUGACGGUUUCACUACUACAAUUCGCAGAUGAUACGAUUAUCUUGGGACGAGCUGCCAGUGAAAAUGUUUUUAUGGUCAAAGCUAUUCUAAGAUGGUUUGAGAUCAUGUCAGGAUUGAGGAUUAACUACAGCAAAAGCAGUAUCUAUGGAUUUAAUGUGAAAGAGAGCUGGAUUCAAAGGGUUUUUUUGUGGGGUGGUGGAGAUGGGGGGAACGACGAGAAGAGGAAGAUAUCGUGGGUGAAAUGGGAGGAUAUUUGUCGUAGCAAGGUGAAUGGAGGACUUGGAGUUACUGACUUACGCCGUAGAAAUUGGGCUUUGUUAGGAAAAUGGUGGUAUAGGCUAGGGGAUGGAAAUGAGGGGUUAUGGAAACGGGUUGUGAAAGAGAAAUAUUAUGGAGGUGGGCAGGAGGUCAAUAUGACAGAUGUGGAGAAGCUUCGAGUGUCAAAGAUUUGGGGGGACAUUCUUAGUAUAGGUGGGAAAUCCAAUAGUUUAAAAUCUAUGCUGGUGAAGGGGUUUAAGUGGGAGGUAGGAGAUGGAAGUAGGGUGGGUUUUUGGAGACAAAACUGGGUGGGGAAUAACUCCUUAAGAGAUUCAUUCCCACGGCUCUUUCAAUUAGCCACAAACAAGGAGGGUAUGGUUCAAGAGUACGGGACUUGGGAAGGGAAUAGUUGGAGAUGGGAAAUAGGGUGGCGAAGAAAAAGGAUGGGUCGGGAGCAAGAUGAGGAAAAGGAGUUGUGGAAGGUAUUGGGUAAUAUGCAGCUUAGAAAAUAUGUGGGUGACUAUUGGAAGUGGAGGUAUGAUGUGGAGGGUAGGUUGGUGCCUUCUAAAGUGAGUAUUUUUGGGUGGAGGUUGUGCUUAGACAGACUCCCAACAAGAGGGAAUUUAAAGAAACGAGGAGUGACCUUACAGGGGGAUAAUAUGAUGUGUGGACUAUGCAAGAAGGAGAUGGAGGAGGUAGAUCAUUUAUUUUGUACGUGCAUGGAAGCUUGGGUAGUUUGGGUUAAGUUGAUUAAGUGGUGGGGUAUCGAGGUGGUGAUGCCGGAUACAGUGAAGGGCGUGGCAGAGCUGUUCAUCUAUGGGAUAGGCAGUUUGGUAGGUAAGGAGAUGGGAGCCUGCAUUUUUUUAGUCACUGCUUGGUAUUUGUGGUAUAGGAGAAAUGUUUUGGUAUUUCGGAGGGAGGAGGAUAUCAGGGAGCAAUUGCUGGAGUUGAUUCAAGUUAAGACUCACUUUUGGGUAAGAAAUAAGGUGGCUGGAUGUAUUUUUUCGUUGGCCCAGUGGCAAAGCAACCCGAUGGAGUGUGCAAGGGAGAUGAAGCAGUACAAGAAAUCCUUGAAGAUGUUUAAUCAGCAACAGAAACGACUUCAGACCUUAAGGUGAAGUGUGUUCUGUAUUGAUUAUUCUUGUUCUUUCAGGGGGCUCUAUCUUUUUGUGCACCUGCAGUGUUUUUUAGUGUGCAGGAAGCUUUUGUUUCCUUUUUGUAAAAGGACAGGAGUAUCUCUUAUACUCCAUUAAUUUAUAUAAUAUAUUUUCUUUGCUGAU